Messenger RNA from Eurytemora carolleeae, 934 nucleotides. RefSeq lists its product as uncharacterized. The transcript is spliced from 6 exons. NCBI's taxonomy places the organism in Eukaryota, Metazoa, Arthropoda, Copepoda, Calanoida, Temoridae. The coding region runs from base 216 to 782 and encodes 188 amino acids. The record is from RefSeq and is a predicted model, not a curated record.
ACUAGGAGUUUUAAGUGGGAAAAAAAUCUCUUGAAAAUACUGCGUGAAGUAAAGACGAUAUCAAAGUCGUUGCUGAAUGCUCAUGUUUUCUGGGUCAUUCUGCAUAAUGAGAUUACAAGAUAUAUGUUACAUGUUACAUAAAAGAUCCCUGGAUUAGGAAUGAGGUAGAAGAAGUGACCGACCUUGACAAUGUACUGGCUGUUUUUGUCCUGAUUAUGAUACUCCUAACCAACCUGCCAAUGCUAACCUCAACCUGGAAGAACAGGGUUACCAUCUUAGACAGUCUUCUCACACUAGAGUGCUUUAACAGUUUCUGUCAUUGCUACUUGAUAAUAAACACAAUUCAUCUCCACCUCUCUUAUGAACCCUACUACUGCUACUUCCAAAUACUUGUGACUGAAAUAGUGGGAAACAUGGACAGGAUAAUUCCGUUCUCUGUUGCCUUCUACAGAUUUUGCCUGGUCACCCUGUCUACUAGUUUCUACAGGGCAGAGGAUAGGUACUGGCUGGGAAACUGUCUUUGGAUUCUCAUUGUAUGCACCUCUACACUUAGCACUGUUACAGGAUAUUUUAUGAUGGAAAAUAACAGGAUUUAUUUUGAGUGUGUUGGAAAACUUGAGGACUUCUAUUUUAUCAAAAAUGGCUACCUAACUGACUCCAAGAUCUACAACAAGACUAGUGGUCUAAACUACUUGAUGACUGGUGUAGUUGUGGCAACUGUUAUCAGUGUUCCUGUAUUCUAUAUAACCAUCAUGGUUUACAGGUUUAAUAAGGACAGGUAAACAACUUCUGUUAAACGUUAAUGUUUAUUCUGAAACAAGGAAGAAAUUAUCAUAAAGUAAUUAAAAAUAACAGAUAGAACACUAGAUGUCGUCUUUUAAAGAUUUAGGGGUUUAUCGUUCACAAUAACCCUGAGGCAUAGGCCCAAAAAGGU